CUUGACUUCAACUUCUCCAUGAGAUUGGAGCGUUCAACGUUGAUAUUUCGAAGUUUUCGACCGAAGCGCAUGAUACUGGAGAAAUCAAGCGAUUUUGGAGUGACGUGGCAGCCCUAUCAGUAUUACUCAUUCAUGUGUUUACAAUCUGUGAUCCCAGACGGUCUAUUUCAAGGACUGAACGAAAGCAAAAGAGGCAGCUAUCCGGAAGACUCGACGGAAGCGUUUUGUACAACGGAGGACUCUGUACGCAAUUCGCCGACAGAAUUCGGAACGGUUGUGUUUGACGCAACGCGCUUUGGAGACGGUCGCUACGACAACCCAGCCGUCGUCGGACACGUCGUCGUGACGAACCUUCGAGCCAGGUUCCGCAGCUUGGACACGCUCGGCGACGACGUGUUCAAACCGCCGCCGCCCGACAUUAGCAUGAAGUACUUCUAUUCCGUCAGCGAGUGGAGCGUCGACGGCCACUGCUUCUGCAACGGUCACGCCGACCAGUGCGUGCGACGAGGAUCCGAAACCCUACUACCAGAUCAGGUUCCUAGUGGAUGCAAUUGCAAGCACAAUACGACGGGCGACCACUGCGACGCGUGUCUGCCUUUGUACAACAACAGGCCGUGGCGAAGAGGAAACUCAACGAGCGCCAACGAGUGCGAAGCCUGUGAGUGCAAUCAGCACAGCAAGAGUUGCGUUUACAACGAAAUUGAAGGAUACGGCGUCUGUCAGCAUUGCCUUCACAACACUGUUGGAGAUCACUGCGAGGGGUGUCGCCCGCUUCACUAUCACAAUUCCUCCGUCGACUUCCGCGAUCCGAAUGCGUGCCCUGCUUGUGAUUGCCAUGUAGACGGCUCAUCGUCACGUCAGUGCGACGUAGACGGCAAUUGUUCUUGUAAGGCGAACGUGGAUGGCCGUCAAUGCAAUCAAUGCAAAGCUGGCUUUUUCGGAUUAGCAGGAAAUCUCGUGGACGGCUGUCAAGCUUGCCUCUUGUGCAACAACUCUGUCGUUACCACUCCGCGCAAGUGCAACCCUGUGGACGGAUCAUGCUCGUGCAAACCGAACGUGCGGGGCCAACUCUGCAAUAGUUGCAAGCCAGGAUUUUACAACUUCGAUCCAAGUAAUCCCGAUCUCUGUUCGGCGUGUGGAUGUUCGUUGUUUACAGCACUGUCUUCCAACUGUAAUCUAACUACCGGACAAUGUGAAUGUCGAUCCGGAUUGACGGGCCGCACUUGUAACGAGACGGCAUCGGGUCGAUACCUUCCAUACUUAGAGGGAAUUGUCUAUGAAGCAGAAGACGCAUAUCUCGAUGGCGCGUUUGCUGUAGCACAAGCGAGCAGUGCCGAUGCAGGGUUUACAGGAUGGGGCCUUGUUCGAAUGUCUGUCUCCGGAGGUCGGGUGGUAUGGUGGGUGACCGCGCCUACACGAACAAUCAUCUACACGAUUAUCGUCCGAUACCGAGCAGUAACUCGUAUCGAAUUUGUUACCGUGAAUAUCACGGGAGACGCUGCGACUCGUUCGUAUUCUUGCGACCGUUCGAGCGCUCCGCAGUACGGAAAUCAAAUACAUUUCGAGAACUUCUCGUUACCAGCCGCUCCGUCGGGAUCCGGGUCUCUUAAGAUGGACGCGUGUAUCUCAGCAGGAAGCAGGAUUAUGAUCGAAGUCAAGUAUCUGUUUACUGGUAUAGGGCCUCAGUUUUAUAUUGACUCGAUGGUCGUCAUGCCUAAGCGGACAUACGUGGAACCGUUCAAGGAAUUGUUGAUCGGAUCGGAUCUGUACAACGAGACGUGGUCGUGCUACGUUGAACGAGAACUGGUGUCAUCCCAUACCGUUCCUCUGACUCCACUGUGUCGUGCUCAUACGUUUCUUGCCAAUGCUUGGUUGUUUAACGGAUCCGUAGCUUGCAGUUGUGAUGCAAACGGUGCGAUGGACGACGACUGCCGACCCGUUGGCGGAGAGUGUACGUGUCGCAGUAGCGUGAUCACACGAACGUGCUCGCGCUGUGACUUCAAUUACUUCAAUUUAUCAACAACGGGUUGUGAAGCUUGUAACUGUUCGCCGUUGGGUUCCGACGUCUCACUGCCGUGCGAUACCGUCACCGGUCAGUGCGUCUGUCGACCGUCCACGACCGGGAUCGGAUGCGAAUCGUGCAUCGAGAACUAUUUCAAUUUUUCGGACUGCGAACCGUGCGGCUGCGAUCCUCACGCUUCGACCAACCUGCAGUGCGACGCCGACGGCGAAUGCGACUGCAAGGCGGGCUUCGACGGCACAAAGUGCGACGACGGUUGCCUUCCGAGUUACUAUCGUCUGGGCAACAGUAGCUGUUCAGCAUGCAAUUGCAGCUCAUCGGGAAGUGUUGCGGCUCAGUGUGAUGACAUGAGUGGUCAAUGCGAUUGUAAGGAAAGAACAGCGGGCAGGACGUGUAACGUGUGCGAAGACGGACAUUUUAAUUUCGACUCGAACAACGUCGACGUCUGUCUCAGAUGCUUCUGCUAUAAUCAUUCGAAUGAUUGCGACUCGGCUCGCGGAUUCGAACUAAAGCAGGUCAAUAGUACGUUCGAAGGAGUGAAUGCAGAUGGUUGGAGUGGAAUCAGCGAAAUGGGAAAUGAUGCUCCUGUGUCUCCAACUGUUGAUAUGGGCGUCUUGAACUUUGUACUGAGAGGACAGUUAUUUUCUAGGUUUGCGUAUUUUGUGGCUCCGUCCAAAUUUUUAGACGCUCUACGCAUGUCUUACGCUCAAACGCUCGAAUUUGAUCUUCGUCUGAAUCAAAUGGUUGGCAAUCUCUUGCUCAUGACAAUGGCAGCUGGAGAUGUACUUAUUAAAGGGCGCGGUGCGCAGGAACCGAUAGUGGCCGCAUUGAGCCAACUACCGGGGAGAGUAUUCCAUCGUUACAAGAUCCAAUUGGUCGAGUCUCAGUUCUAUUGGGGUAGAGUGAACGGUUUCGGUGUGACCGUCAAUGAAAUGUUUGAUAUUCUAAACGACGUUGAAUAUUUGAGAAUACGAGGUGACUUCGGGCAAGAAAUGACUGGGAACGCAGAGUUAGACAAUGUCGCUCUUGGAUUUGCCGAGUGGACGGGCGUUAGUGUUCUCACCAGCGUAGUUAACUGUUCUUGUCCCGACGGGCACGAAGGAAUCUAUUGCGAAAAGUGCAAGAGAGGGUACAAACGGAGCGUUGUCAAUGGCACCGCUUACGACUCUUGCGUGCCGUGUCAGUGCAACGGGCAUUCUGCAGACUGCGACGUCGAGACGGGAGUCUGUAUCGAUUGCCGUCAUAACACUCGAGGUGACGAGUGCGACGAAUGUCGGCGGGGAUACUACGGAGUCGCCACCGACCAAACGGCGGACGACUGCAUGCCGUGUCCCUGUCCUCUCACGACCGGAACAAAUCAGUUCAGUCCGACGUGUCAACUCGCGUCGGACGGCGCCGUCGUGUGCGACGACUGCCCCGACUCUCACACGGGACUUCGGUGCGAGGAGUGCCGCGACGGAUACUUUGGUCGACCCUCCGUCCCCGGAAGCGACUGUCGACGCUGCACUUGUAACGGAAACAUCAACUUGAAUGAAACGGGUAACUGUGACACAACGACCGGUGAAUGUUUGAAGUGUGUAAACAACACGAGUGGACCGAUGUGUGAUCAAUGCGCAGAUGGCUACUUUGGUGAUGCGAUCACUGGCACUUGUGAAGAGUGUGGUUGUAAUUUGACGGGUUCUCGAAAUCGGAGCUGUUCUGGCUCCGAAGGCGUUUGCGCAUGCUUACCCGGUGUGGCGGGAAACAAGUGCGAUCGCUGCAUGCCGCAGCAUUUUGGCUACGACGACGGAUCCGGUUGUCGUCGUUGCAACUGUGAUCCUCUCGGAGCACGUCACGGUAACUGCACGCCCUAUUCGGGUCAGUGCUUUUGCAAGGCCGGCGUCGCGACGAGCAGUCGAACGUGCAGCGAGUGCGGCGACGGUUUCUUUAACCUUUCCAACGCCGGAUGUCAAAGAUGCGAGUGUAACGUGUCAAAUACAAGAAACGGCUCGAAUACGUGCAGCAAGAUCUCCGGUCAGUGUCCGUGUCUGGCGGGCGUGACGGGUCUAGCGUGCGUCGCCUGCAAGCCUGAUACUCUAGGGUCACCUCCAGACUGUAUUCUAUGUGGUGAGUGCUACUCGGACUGGUCUCUAUUGAUUGAUGAGCUGAUGGCCCGGAUCGAAAGUGAAGACCAACGAUUUCGUGGAUUGGUUCGUGUCCACUACGGAAUUUUGUCGGUAAAACAGCGAAUAGGCAAUGUUACCAGUCUUCGGCAGUCCUACGAUGUUAUCACAAAUUUUACCAUCAAUCCUUCGUCACUCAAUGAAACUCGAAUCGACCUUGUCAAUACGUUUACUGAGUUGUCAUCGCGCUUUAAUGUGAAUGAAAAAUUGUACGUGGAAGUGGAAACAGUUGUGCAGCAGAGUGAAGAGGCGGUUCGACGUGCGAUGUCGUUCAACGGUUCGGUGUUGGUUGGAACGGGCAUUUAUCAAUCCACUCGUGACGUUCGCGAAUUGUAUACAAGUCUGAAUGCGACGGCAAAUCGCUUAGGAAUUACUUCUGCCAAUGCCGUGUAUUACAUCAACCGCAAUGCGACAGCCGUUAGAGCAGCCAAGACACGAGCGGAGCGCGCUCGCUCGAUAAUUCAAACGGCAGUUAAUACGUCUAGGCAAGCUCAAGGGAACAUCGACUUCAUCUUUGACGCGAAGCCUGUUUUCGAUUCUAAUUCGGAAACUUGCUCAGCAACGUUAACGUUGCUUACUGCUCAACGCGACCAAAUUCGUGCGAAUCUCACAGAAGAUCUCGCGUGUUUACGAAACGCCAACUCGACAGGUGUGAACGCAAGUAACGUUGCUCAAACGGCGCUUGCUACGGCGCAAUUACGCCGAAAUUCUAGCGAAAUGGAACUGAAAGACAGCGAGCUUUUGAUUCGAGACGCAGAAACGGCCUUUCAAGCGGCGUGUGGAACAUCUAAUGGAACAAACACCGCAAAGAACGAAGCGGACGCUAUCCGUGCUACAGCCAACGAGAUACUGUCUAACGCAUCUUUUCUCGACUCCUUACUCAACACGUCAGCCGGGUCUUUGAAUAGCAUCAACCAGUCGGCAUCGGACGUAUUAGACUUAACUCUGUCAGACAUCACAAUUAUCCAACAACUGUCGCAGAAAAUAAACGAGACAAUAAUACCCGAGACUGAAGUAAACGCCACUAUAGAAGAAGCAAGAGACAGCAGAGCUCAAGCCAAUGACGUCCUGACCACGGCAUCCAGUGCACUAAAUGUGAGCCAAAAAGCUGCUAACCUUGUGACCGGCAUUGAAACUUUACUAGCUAACUCCAGUCAUAUCCGACAGAUGACCGAACAGAGGAUACGGGACACAGAGCUGACCAGCGUGUCGAUACACAGUUGCGGCGUCGAAAUACACAAUGCGACCAACGACACGAUGACGACAACAGUGCAGUCACGUGGUGUGAGUCGCAUGGCUCUCGACACAGUCGGGAAAGUGAAAGAGUGCCGACUUGCUGCGUUGAGCAAACUCGACGUGUCCGCAGCAGCAGUAGACCACAGUUGCAACGUGACGGACGUCCAGCUGCUUCAGAAUGCCAGCAAGGUAAUGCAGUCUGCCAGAGCGCUUACAGCAACUCAAGUCCACUCCAACGCUUCUUCCGACAGCUUAACACUGAACAACAUCAAACAGUCGGCAGAGGAUGCACUGCAGCUAGUAACGCGGUCGUCGCUUAUUUCGAGAAUCAAAGAACUGUUAGAUAGCUAUAUAGAACAGAAGACUACUUUGAUUCGCAAGCGAGAGAGACUUGGGGUGCUAGAAGUAAGGUUGGACAAUCUACUGACCGAAGUCGAAAUUUGUCGAAGUUUCAACUAGCGGUUGUAAACGUUGGAAUAGACUAGUCAUACAGACGUAGUUGUCCGGCAGUAGAUGCUAGCUGCCGAGUGCUUAUAGUAAUAAACCUAUUGCAUGCAUUGUUCGUCUACGGCUUUGUUAUUUGUGUUAUCCGACGGCAGACAUACCUACUUGUCUGCUAUAUACACGUGUAUCAAUUGAUGUUGUGCAAAAGUAGACUGCAGUAUGUACGUGUAUUGUAUACAUGUGUGGUAUUUCUAUAUAGUCUAGCUUAGCUAAAAGAAAAAACAAAACGGAAGUUGUCGAGUU
Messenger RNA from Corticium candelabrum, 6165 nucleotides. RefSeq names its product laminin subunit gamma-1-like. Gene Ontology annotation, biological process: animal organ morphogenesis; tissue development. The record is from RefSeq and is a predicted model, not a curated record. Lineage: Eukaryota; Metazoa; Porifera; Homoscleromorpha; Homosclerophorida; Plakinidae. Gene Ontology annotation, cellular component: basement membrane. The transcript has 24 exons. Bases 19 to 5877 code for a protein of 1952 amino acids.